Brettanomyces bruxellensis is the source of this 525-nucleotide messenger RNA. RefSeq lists its product as uncharacterized. Bases 1 to 525 code for a protein of 174 amino acids. NCBI's taxonomy places the organism in Eukaryota, Fungi, Ascomycota, Pichiomycetes, Pichiales, Pichiaceae. The record is from RefSeq and is a predicted model, not a curated record. The transcript has a single exon. Gene Ontology annotation, molecular function: oxidoreductase activity, acting on the CH-OH group of donors, NAD or NADP as acceptor.
AUGAGAAUAGCUAAAGUAUACCCAGAGUAUAAGAAUGCUAACAUUUUGGUAAAUUGUGCUGGUAUGACGCAAAAGAGCCUUUUACUGAAUACACGUGAGCAGGAUAUUGUCAAUAUAUACAUAUUGAAUUUGAUUGCGCCUGCAAUAUUAAGCAGGUUCUUUGCAAGAAGUAUGAUUCGGCAAAAGCAUAAGAAUGCUAAUAUCUUAAAUAUUUCAUCCAUGUUGGCAGAAAGGUACCUUCCCGGUACAACUGCAUAUUCAUCAAGUAAAAUGGGUCUUGUUAGGUUAACUACCACAAUGUCCAAAGAAUUUAUGCGUCAUGAUAAUCAAUUGAUUCGCGUCAAUGCCAUCCUUCCUGGUCUUAUAAAGGAUACAGAUAUGGGAAACGCUGUCAACUUUACUAAAAUGAAGGAGUACGGCUUGGGAGAUAUGAUCACCGAUAAAGAAAGUGUUGCGAGGGUAUCAGCUCAACUAAUAUUAGACGGUUACUCCACAGGAGAGGUUGUCAGCGUAUUAAACAAGUAA